AUGGUUUCCAUAACAAAAAUCAACUCAGUUUUCAUUCAGGCAGUCAAUCGUGGAGAUGCCUAUCCAUCAGAAGUAGGAGCCACCGUCCACCAGGUGAUGCAGGAACUGAAUUUCUCGCAACCCUACCAGUUGGUGUGGCAGUCGAAGGUUGGGCCUUUGCCGUGGUUGGGGCCCAUGACUGACGAGGCUAUCAAGAGUUAUGUCAAACAAGGAAAGAAGACGUUUGUUGUUGUUCCUAUUGCUUUUGUCAACGAGCACAUCGAGACGUUACACGAGCUUGAUAUUGAGUACUGCAAGGAACUUGCUGAAGAG
This is a messenger RNA of Leptinotarsa decemlineata (Colorado potato beetle), 312 nucleotides long. Its product is annotated as ferrochelatase, mitochondrial. NCBI's taxonomy places the organism in Eukaryota, Metazoa, Arthropoda, Insecta, Coleoptera, Chrysomelidae. The record is from RefSeq and is a predicted model, not a curated record.